GGACACAUUUUACCACUUUGGAAGUGUCCACUCUCGCGCAAACUAUUCAUUUUAGAAAAAAAUGAUAUUAGAAACCUCAAUAUCAUUUUUGAAGACCUAUCCAUAGAUACCCCACACAUAUAUGGGUUAUGGGUUUGAUGAAAAAAGAUUUUUUGAGUUUCAGUUCUAAGUAUGGGGAACCCCCAAAAUUUAUUGUUUUUUUUUUUCUAUUUUUGUGUGAACAUCUUAAUGCGGUUCAUAGAAUACAUCCACUUACUAAGUUUGAACAGUAUAGCUCUUAUAGUUUUGGAAAAAAGGCUGUGACAUAAUGGGACAGACAGACGGACAUGACGAAUCUAUAAGGGUUCCGUUUUUUGCCAUUUGGCUACGGAACCCUAAAAAAGACUCGAUAAAGGACACGACUCGGGACUUAAAAGUAUCGGAAGUUUUUUUUUAGCGCAGCGCAUUCGCGUAAAGGCAAAAACGAGUCAAGUUCUUCAAAUAUAGACUCGAGUUACUGCCAACACUAGUACCCUAGUUAUUGUGUACGAAUAUUUACGAUCCAAUAAUAUAAAGUAGCCAGUUUAUUAUAGAAACCAUGAUAAAAUGCUGAUUGUGAAAUAAGAACGGCUGAAAGCUAUUGUGGUGGAUUGUGGAGAGGUAUUGUGCACGUGUAGUCAAAAUGUAUCACUUCCAUUUAUAUAUAUUUUGUAUCAUAGCUGCUAUUAUUAAUACGGUGGACAAUAAGAGAUACGACAUUGAAGAAGAAUCUAAAAAUGAGUUUGGCCUCGAUUUUCAAAGCGUCUUGCGACAAUUUCGAAGAUCGGACGAUUACGUCAAAAUAUUAAAAAUGAGGACAAAUGAAUUUAAUGUGUUUUUUGCGGAUGUAAUAUACCACAGCUUAGAUUGGCAUUAUCAUAAAAUGAAAGCGGAGAUAGAAGCUACGUAUGGCCUCAACCAAACAACAAGCCCGCCAGUAACCAUGACAACAACCACUCGACAAUCACAAGCAUCCACCGUUUGCAUCCCUGGGGGUUCCACACAAAAAACCUGUCCACCACCGGGAAGCUCUGCCACAGUUCCGGCCAGCCGCCAAUUGUUGUACGCAGCUAAAGCGAAAGCCCGUAUGCUGCAAUCAAAAUUAAAUGCGCGCCGUCAAGCUGGAGCCAAGGAGUUCGAGAGGUCGAUGCAGAACAUUAAGCAUAUCGAUGAACACCCCAAGCUGAGUUCCCACCUGUCGGUGGCGGAGAGGAACCACUUUAAGCAACUCGCAUUCGAAUACGCUGGAGAAACUAUUCACUCUGCAAUUAGAGCAUUUGGAGGGGAACUGUCGGAUGGACAUGGUAGCACUCAAUUGAACUUCGUAGGAAUAACCUCCACACCACACGCGUUGAGACACGUAGUUGGCUCUAAGAAAACGCUAGAAGUCACAAAAGACGACUCAGGAAAAUCGCACAAAGUCAGUAAAAGAUAUCUUUUAGUAUCGAAAGUAUAUCCAUCAAUUUUCAGGGAUUGAUAGAACCUCCGUUUUCGAAACUAAUUGUAUAAUGAUAUCUGAAAAGGUGAUUUUAUAUACGGGUGUUUUUCAAUUCCUUGUUAAUUUUUUGCAACUUCGAUGUUUGUUUCAUAGUAAAAGAUGUGUUCUAAAUAUUAUCUUUAUAUACCUCUCAUAACGUGGCUAAGGAUUGGAAAACACUCUAUAUAAAUAUAGGAAAAUUGUUACUGUAGUAAGGAUUACUCUCCGCAGCCGAAAACAACGUAGUUAUCUCAGUCGGCUUAUUUAUUAGAAUACUAACUAAAAGAAAUAUAAUUUUUUUUUUUCGCGAAAUCGCGUAAGGAUUGGUCCCAUAGUAAAAGUUGCUCAAUAUGACCUAUAUUAUUAAGCCUAUUGCAGGUGACUAAAAUAAACACCCUGUAUCUAAGGACUGGCCUUACGGGCUAUAAGAAUGGGCCCAGUACAGCUGUGUCACGCACACGAAUUCGAGCCAACAGCGUAGUUUAACGCCACAACGCGAUUGGUCGCGCCUAGUUGAGUUAGACUGCACGACUGGCUCGAAUUCGUGCCCGUAUGGCUCGUAGUUAGAUAUAUGUAUAUCAAUGACUCCUAACAAUCCUAACAUUUAACACCAUUCGAUCAUUUGCAUCUCGGAGGUCAUGAUUCUAAAUCGACACAUCGUUAGCGCGUUCUAUAUCGGAGGUGGCGCCAUCUCUUGACAAAUUUGUGUACUACAUUACUAAAUUAUUAGGAUUAAAAUUUCUGAAGCCUAGGGGAGAGUCGUUAUGUCGUUAUUGAUACUUUUUAAAUGCUAAUCGAAAAUUAAAAAUGUAAUGGGAUUACAUGCGAACGAAAUUCAUGUUAACUACUUUAUUUAUGUUUCAAUUAACAUUGACAUAUAUAUCUAAGGAUGGGCCUUACGGGUAUUAAGGAUGGUGCUAGUUCAGCGGUGCCACUGACGAAUUCGAGCCAAUCGUGCAGUCUAACGCAACUAGUUUCGAUUCCACCAAUCGCGCGAGUGAUGCGAACUCGUGAACUAAUCGCGUUGUGGCGUUAGACUGUAUGAUUGGCUCGAAUUCGUGUGCGAGACACCGCUGCACUGCCCGCGUAGCCAACGUGCCAAUUGAUAACGCUCCGUAGCGAACGAAACGCAACUGUCACUGUCGCACUAAUAUGGAAUAGUGAUAAAGAGAGAUGACUACGAUACGUUACGGAGCGUUAACGAUUGGCACGUUGGCUAUUACGCGGCCUGGCCCCAUUCUUAUUGCCCAGGCCCGUCCUUAUAUAGAUAUAUAUGUCAAUAUUUAUAAACGAUUACGCGAACGGAAAGCGGAUGAUGGCUUCUACAUACAAAGUUGUAUAAAAAAUUAAUAAGAAUAAGCAUAAGAUUUUUUUAGAAGUUUAUGUUGUUAGCAAAUGUUUACUUAUUGUCCAUUUUAACAUGGCAAACGAUGGACCAAACACUGUAUAGUAAAAAAAUAAAUUAUUAUUCCUA
Cydia pomonella (codling moth) is the source of this 2969-nucleotide messenger RNA. RefSeq lists its product as uncharacterized. NCBI's taxonomy places the organism in Eukaryota, Metazoa, Arthropoda, Insecta, Lepidoptera, Tortricidae. The record is from RefSeq and is a predicted model, not a curated record. The transcript is spliced from 7 exons. Bases 662 to 1495 code for a protein of 277 amino acids.